Geodia barretti is the source of this 1645-nucleotide messenger RNA. The record is from the annotation of a GenBank genome assembly. NCBI's taxonomy places the organism in Eukaryota, Metazoa, Porifera, Demospongiae, Tetractinellida, Geodiidae.
UUUCCUGUAAGAUAAAGAUCACUUGGUAUACACAACAAAAUUCAUGUAAACACAUUUAGUUGCUUCGCAUUACACACUGAGUCACUUUCCUAUACGACCAAGAGAUUGGUCAGUUUUAGGAUCUGCUGUGAUUCCUUGCACUGCCACUAUUAUUUCAUUGACACAUGUUUGCAGCUCACGUAACUCAUUGAUGUGUAGUAAUCUCAGAACUUUAGCUGCUUCAUUCAAAACUGGGUCACCAAGGUAAAACCCACAUUCUUUUGCAGACACACUAAACUUCAAAGGAGAAGCCUUCGCUUCAUUAUCACUCACGCCAUACUUUGUGUCCGAAGACAGUUUUUUCUGUAUCACAAUUCUUAUAGACUCCAAGAGAACACUGGGGUCUGGAUGAUCUGUUACAUGCAACAAUUUUGAUAGAGCUUUGACACCAGUCACGAAUGUUUUAUCUAGUGGAUCGAUGUCAACGGCACGCCUCCCCAACAUUUCCAAAGACUCACUCACCCAACCAAGGCCACACUUCAAUUCAGUGCGUCCACUACAGUUAUCUCCAUAUACAUACCGUACGGCCGCACCUAGCAGCCAAUCAAUUGCAAUCUGUGGCUGUGCAUCGUAACUAUACGGACACUCCAGAUCUUCGAGGUACUGCAAAAAUGUUGUCCUCCACUCAGCUCCUUCGAGAUUAUGCAGACGUGCGCGAUGUUCGAUUUUGUAGUGCCGGAUCUUUUGGUCCUCUAGCCAUAAAACUAAUACCUUCAGAUCUCUAGUAUCCUCCAGAUUAAGAGUGUCGGCAGAUGGGUGACCCAACGCCCUCAAUUUUCUUCUGAACAUUUUGGCCACUUCAGGAGCGAAGCGUGGGGGAAUGUUUCCUACGGCGUAACCGGACAAAGGUUAAAGGUCAAACGUGUAUUCUCUAGGUUGCAGCCUGCGUCUUCUUGCGUGCUACUAGUUGGGCUUGUGGCCUGGUGUUCGUGAUGCCUUACGGGAGGGAUCCGACAGUGAGAGUGUCGGAAAUAACAGACGAAAAUGUGAAAUUUGUAGUAGAAAAUACAGACCUAAGUAUGGCCAACGCACUACGUCGCGUGAUGAUAUGUGAAGUGCCCACAAUUGCUAUAGCAUGGAUACAUCUCAUCAGCAACUCUACUGUUCUCCAUGAUGAGUUUAUUGCUCACAGAAUUGGGUUGGUGCCCCUUACUAGCGAUGACAUCGUUGAGCGUCUUCAGUACUCUAGAGACUGUUCAUGCCAGGAUUUCUGCCCUGAUUGUGCUGUUGAGUUCACUCUGGAUGUCAAGUGUGCAGAUGAAGCUACUAGGCCUGUUACUACUCGAGAUCUCAUUUCUUCUAAUGCAAAAUGUGUACCAGUAACUUCACGGCCAAGGGAGACAGAUUCUUCAGAUUAUAGCCUAACUGAUGGCAUGAGGUCUGCCUUACACUGCUGAACCAAUUCCAACAGUGGAUCACUUUUUCCAGAUAUUCUACUGGUCAAGUUGAGAAAAGGACAGGAGCUCAAGCUUAAAGCAUAUGCAACGAAAGUGAGUUAUAUUAGCAGAUAUGUACUCUUUCAUAGGAACCAGAGGAACCCCAAGAACCAUAGGAACCAUACGAACCCCUGGAAGCAGGGAACCAUAGAAACUCAUAGGAACCAGAG